This is a messenger RNA of Microplitis demolitor, 1321 nucleotides long. RefSeq names its product putative mediator of RNA polymerase II transcription subunit 24. The record is from RefSeq and is a predicted model, not a curated record. Lineage: Eukaryota; Metazoa; Arthropoda; Insecta; Hymenoptera; Braconidae. The transcript has 5 exons. Bases 398 to 1270 code for a protein of 290 amino acids.
AUCCUUUAGCUUCACAUGUGUUACUUUCAACUUCUAUGUAUCUUAACCUCUAAUUUUAUUUUCAAUCUCAAUUAAAGAUCGUUCGAAUCUCAACCUUUUUCUUUACAGUAAAAAAAAAGUUACAAAUAGUUUUUAUUCUUCCAAGAAAACAUUUUUUUUUCUUGUUUUGAAUUGGGAAUUUAUAAAGGAAAAUUUAAGAAAGAAAAACAAACAAUUCCUAAGACCUUCAGUAUACAGAACUCUAUACCGCCAAAACUGCAUAUAUUCAUAUAAAUUCUUGAAAAACUCAUCACGUCUCCAAGUUCGCGUCAGUUAACUCAAAAAAAUAAAAAAUACAAUUAAGAAAAAUUUUAUUUGGCAUAUUAAAUACUUGAAUAUAUUUAUUAAUUAAAUCAAUAUGCCAAGUAAUAAAAAAUUAGAUGAUUGUGCACACAAACGUUUAAUAAUACAAUUACAAAGAUAUCGGAAUUCUCAAAAAAACAAAGAUGUCGAACAAACAAGUAGUUCUAGUGAUAAUGAUAAUAAUGACUUAAAUAAUAAUGAUCAUAAAAAUAAUAAUUUUUCGUCAACUAAAAAUCAGACAAUGACUAAAAAAAAUGAAUUAUCUCUUUGCGAUGAAGUGACCACAGAGGAUAUUAAAAAUCUAGUGUUGGCAUCUUAUCGUAGUCUGAGUAGGCAGGUUUCGAGUUUAAGUGAUCAAAUUGAUGAUGUAUCUUCAAGAUUAAGCAUUUUAGAAUCAUCAGUGAAAAUAAAUAAUAAAGAAAUUGGAAAAGUUAAUGAAGAAAUUGUUGAGACGAAAAGUAAAAAUGAAGAUAACGAUAAAAAUAAUAAUGAAAAUGAUAAUAACUUUAUUGCUAUAGACUCUGGAGAUGAAGAAUCUGAAAUUGAUACAUCAGUUCGAUUAAAAUUUCCUCUGAAAACAGAGAAAGAUUUUUAUAUAUUUAAUUCUAAAAUAUCUGGCAUUCGUUAUCGUAGAAGACUGAUUCAAGAUUUAUCAUCUUUAAUUGAUAAAAAAAUAAGAAUGUCGUUGAACGUUGGAAAAAUAUUACGUCAUUACCUGUCAAAAAAUCUUGCCUUGUGUUAUAAUACCAAAAUUUUAACACCGAAAAAAAAAGUUUUUAUAGAUACACUUUUUUAUGAUUGUAUUGCAGAGGUAUUAAAAAAUAAAUAUGGCAAAUCUAAACCACUUCUCGAUAGUCAAAUUCACGAUUGUAUAUCAGCUGUGUUAAAAAAUGUUUACAAGUGGGACAGACGUACUCUUCGUCGAUGAAAAAAAAAAAUACUAAAAUAAUACCAAUAAGUAAAAGGCUGUUAAUUUAAA